UUAACUGUUCACGUGUAAAACUGCAAACGUUAAAAGUUGACAUCAUACAAACCUGACGUCAUCAAGAAGUUCGUUAUGGGAAUUCCGCCUCUUCUCUGUGAGUCAGAUCAUUUGACUCAGCUCACCAAUAAGAGCAGCUUCCAAACAGUUCAUUGCAAUUUUGUUCUCCAGUGAGAACUCUUUUUCGAAUGGCACAUGUUGUGCUGUGGGCAUGGUGUCCUGCAUUGGACUGGCCACUACAACCCUGACUAGGAUAAAGUGCUUACUGAAGAUGAAUGAAUUCACACUAACAAACAGUUUAGAUGUUGAAACAAGGUUUCCAUGAAGUCAUUUCGAAAUUACACUGCAAGAGUAAAGGCACUGGCUACAUCUACAAAAAAGAAGAAGAAAACAGAGCUCAUAUAUGCGAGCUGGUUCUCAAUGUUCAGUAAAAAAUCCCGUAAACUGAAUUAGGCUUCAUAACACUCUACUAGUUUAUAGUGCAUCAAGUUUGCACCAUAAACGUGUAUAUGGAAGAAUAAGAAGAAAAUGCAGAAUGUGAACAUGUAAGGAUAAUGGCACUUGUUUGUGUCUGAAAACAAGUGGGAGAGUAGGAUGAAUGAGAAUGAAGAGCUCAUCGUCCCAUUCCAACCUGUUGGAGUUCAGUCAGAAGAAGCAGUCUGCAGGAAUGAUACAGCUAACUUCAGCAUAGAAGUGGCAAAUGACAGAACCAAUAAAGAACAGCUCAGUGGUAAGAAGUCGUCUAAUGAAGUGCCCCAGACCCCUCAAGAUGAGCAAAGGCAACAAGACAAACGCGGUCCCUACAUGCCUCAUCCACCCUUGCUUCCCAAGCCUCCUGGAGUGGCGAAAGGAAGUAGGAACAUGUCGUUUGAGGAAAAGAAAAAGGGGAGACGACUGAGGAGCAGUCAGGAGAGCCUCACUGACCCAGCCGAGAUGACCUCUUCGACCGACUCCCUUAGGGAAGUCUCCACUUUUCCUGCACCAAGUAGCCAUAUGGUUUUAAAGAAUGGCCAGAACUCUGGAGGAAGUCAUUUUGAUCAGGUGGCCUGGCAAUCCCCACCAUUCCGGGAUCGAUGUAGCAGCUUCCCUGAGGAGGACAGAUGUCCUCCUGGCCAAGGCCAUCCUUCUGGGCAGCAUCCAAAACCUUCAAAAAUCAUUCUUUCCCCACUGCAGCCCGCAGGAGCCUUUCCUCCACUGGAGUACAGCAUCGCCUCCAUGUCAUUAAGGACUGCUAAUCAGAUUGACAGGGAUUGCCUGGAUUAUAGGAAUGGGAGCCUGCAAGAGAAAUUGCAAAAGAACCUCACUGACAGCCAGCUUUGGGACACCAUGGUGUCGGACAGCACCUCAGUCAAUUCCAUGAAGUCCACCUUCAGCGUGCUCAACCCAAUCCGGCCCAAGGAUGUGAGGAACAGGAGCUUUUUGGAGGGCAGUGUGCUGGGCAACGGAGCCUUACUCGGGGCUGAAGAGUUGGACCGGUACUUUCCCAGCAGGCAAAUUGGGAUUUACAUUGCCACUUGGAAUAUGCAGGGAGAGAAGGGGCUUCCAAACAACCUAGAUGACCUGUUGCUCCCAACAGACACUGAUUUUGCACAAGACUUUUAUAUCAUUGGGGUUCAAGAAGGAUGCCCUGAUAGGAAGGAGUGGGAGAUCCGUCUGCAGGAAACCCUGGGCCCGUACUAUGUGAUGCUGUACGCAGCUGCACAUGGAGUGCUCUAUCUCACCAUCUUCAUACGCAGGGACCUCAUAUGGUUCUGUUCCGAGGUGGAGCAUGCUACAGUCACCACUCGGAUCAUCUCGCAGAUUAAGACCAAAGGGGCAGUAGGCAUUGGCUUCACUUUCUUUGGAACAUCCUUCCUCUUCAUCACAUCUCAUUUUACUUCGGGGGAUUCCAAAGUCUAUGAAAGGAUACUGGACUACAAUAAGAUAAUAGAAGCUUUAGCUCUUCCCAGGUGCCUUCCUGACACCAACCCUUACCGUUCUGUUGCCUCGGACGUGACCACCAGAUUCGACGAAGUCUUCUGGUUCGGGGAUUUUAACUUCCGCCUUAGUCAAGACCGGGAAAGAGUGGAGGAUAUUUUGAACCAACUCACUGGGAAAAACAUGGACGCUCUCCUCCAGCAUGAUCAGCUGUGCAAAGAAAUGAAAGACGGUUCCAUCUUUAAAGGAUUUCAGGAAGCUCCAAUCCACUUCACUCCCACAUACAAGUUUGACAUUGGCUGUGACGUUUAUGACACAACACCCAAGCAGAGAACUCCAUCAUAUACAGAUCGAAUCCUUUUUAGGAGCAGACAAGUAGAUGACAUCAAGGUGGUUAAGUAUACAUCCUGCUCAUCUAUCAAGACCUCAGAUCACCGGCCUGUCAUUGGCAUGUUCCAGGUCAAACUCCGGCCUGGUAGAGACAACAUUCCAUUGGGAGCGGGCUUGUUUGACCGAGCAGUGUACCUGGAAGGCAUCAGAAGGAGGAUUACAAGGGAAUUGAAGAGGAGGGAGGCCAUGAAAAACCAGAGCAACAGUACCGUCUGUUCUAUCUCCUGAUCCAGGGUCAGCAGGCUUCAGACCAUAUCUUCCAUAUUCUGAGCUACUGACUCAGGAAGCUGGACUUUCAGGACCAAAGGGAAGCUCAGAACUACUGGAGAUAUAGCGUUUGACUCCUCAUCCACAAACAUACACUCACAGGAGCUUGAAAAGAGGCUGUGCCUUAUUGUUCAAGGUCUCUGGUUAGAGCUGGAGAUGUCCAUGAGAACACUAGACAUACUGUAGAACGUGGUGAGCAUGUUUGACUGAAAAUGGAGGGAGUGUAAAGAUCACCUCUUUAUAUUUUGUGCACUACAUUUUACUUAGCAUCUUUGUGUUUUUAUAUUAGUGUGUCAGCUUAUAUUUAAGAUGAUAUGAAAGAUUUGUCAUACAGCUCACAUUUUUCAAACUAAUGCAGUGUUCAAUGGCCUUACACAGAUAAAUCAGCAGCUCAACUAAUGAACACAGAUUUGUUACCAAUACUAAUUAAAUGUUGUUUUUUUAAAUAUUUAUUUCAUAGAUUAAAUAUUUAUUUCAUGGGUUAAAUUCUGCCAAAAUUACAUUUUGGUUUUCACUGGUUUCAACCAGUGAAAAGUGGUAUCUUUAACAACAGACAUGUGACCUAUCAUCAUGUUGAGGUGCUUUAGCCACAAACUGUCAUCGUGCAGCGGUGUGGAGGGGAAAUUCCAACUCAUACUGAACAGUCUCAUCUAAAAGUCUCAUCUAGGACUUCCAUCAUUGCCUUAACUUCUUACACAAAAGAAUUCAGCCUUUUACUUGAUGUCACCUGGCCAUUUGUACAGGACUAAGGACUGAUUUUGACUAAGUAACUGUAUUCCUCGCAUGGGCCACAAAUAAAAAUGUAACCCUAAAUCAUGCUUUUGCAUCACAUUCCUCACUGUUGAAGGAAAGUGCCUGAGAAGUUGUUUGAUUCCUUCUGUUGCUUUUCUAGAACAUUCUGUUUCAACCUAAAUAACAUGUUUUUAAUGUUUACAGUGUUAUUUAAGUAACAUGAAGCCAUGACUGAAUCUACUGCCAUGUCUUAUGUGUUUUUUGUGUCUUGGUUUACAGCUAUGAAAAUAUAGUUUGACCAGUAUUUAAAAAAAAAAAAACCAAAGAAAUAUAA
Molecule: messenger RNA, 3640 nt
Organism: Pangasianodon hypophthalmus (striped catfish)
Lineage: Eukaryota; Metazoa; Chordata; Actinopteri; Siluriformes; Pangasiidae
Gene: inpp5e
Product: inositol polyphosphate-5-phosphatase E
Exons: 11
Coding region: 595-2535 (646 amino acids)
Biological process (GO): phosphatidylinositol dephosphorylation
Molecular function (GO): inositol-polyphosphate 5-phosphatase activity
Source: RefSeq, a predicted model, not a curated record